Molecule: messenger RNA, 582 nt
Organism: Cladophialophora carrionii CBS 160.54
Lineage: Eukaryota; Fungi; Ascomycota; Eurotiomycetes; Chaetothyriales; Herpotrichiellaceae
Product: 40S ribosomal protein S9
Exons: 4
Coding region: 1-582 (193 amino acids)
Biological process (GO): translation; positive regulation of translational fidelity
Cellular component (GO): cytosolic small ribosomal subunit
Molecular function (GO): rRNA binding; structural constituent of ribosome
Source: RefSeq, a predicted model, not a curated record
AUGGCGCCGCGGUCCUACUCCAAGACCUACAAGGUCCCUCGUCGACCCUUCGAAUCUGCCCGUCUUGACUCCGAACUCAAGAUCGUCGGCGAAUAUGGUCUGCGCAACAAGCGUGAAGUCUGGCGCGUCCAGCUUACUCUGUCCAAGAUCCGUCGUGCUGCUCGUCAACUCCUGACCCUCGACGAAAAGGACCCCAAGCGUCUCUUCGAAGGCAACGCCCUCAUUCGCCGUCUCGUCCGUGUCGGUGUGCUCGACGAAUCGCGCAUGAAGCUCGAUUACGUGCUCGCACUCAAGGUCGAAGAUUUCUUGGAGCGCCGCCUGCAGACCUGCGUGUACAAGCUCGGGCUGGCCAAGUCGAUCCACCACGCCCGUGUGCUGAUCAAGCAGCGUCACAUCCGCGUCGGCAAGCAGAUCGUCAAUGUCCCCAGCUUUGUGGUCCGACUCGACAGCCAGAAGCACAUUGACUUUGCCCUGACGAGUCCGUUUGGCGGCGGCCGACCUGGUCGUGUUAGGAGGAAGAAGGCCAAGGCCGCGGAGAAGGGCGAUGGUGACGAUGAGGAGGCCGGCGAGGACGAGGAGUAG